Messenger RNA from Linum tenue, 1236 nucleotides. Lineage: Eukaryota; Viridiplantae; Streptophyta; Magnoliopsida; Malpighiales; Linaceae. The record is from the annotation of a GenBank genome assembly.
AUGAGAGUGCUGAAGAAGUGCGACGGCGGCCCCGCCUCUGGCCGGCGACCAGGAAGUAUCAUAGCCGGAGGAAGUCCGGCAGGUUUGGAAUUUCUGGCGGAUAUCGCCGCUGCGGUCAGUGAUUGCGAGGAGUUGUGCGGGUGCGGACACUCCGACCCGCGCAUUUGUUUCUUGACGGUCAAGAAACGUAAGUCUCUGUUUCUCCAAACCCACCAUUCCCUUCUCCAACGAAGCCCUAGCAACCCUCCGAUCAAUCACCGGCCAAACGCCGACCGUUCUCUUCUCCUCCGAAACCAUAGAAACCCUCCGAUCAAGCUCGUGAUCAAGCACAAACCACUUCCUGAACAACAACAUUCCGCCGUCAAAGUCUCCGUCUUUCCUCCUUCCCCUGCCGUCGUUGCCCCUGUUUCACUUCCACGGAAGCCACUGCCCGCCGCAAUUCCUCCAUCCACCGUCUCCCCAGCUGCGGCAAAUCGUCAAAUUCCGGUGGGUUUCACUGCUCCGCUUCCGAAUCCACGGCAGGAAGAAGAAUUUCCCCUGAGCCUAAAAGCUAGGGUUUCUGCAACCGUCGGCGGAGAAGGAGUCUGUUCCUUGGCGAGCAAGUUUUGUCUGGUGAUUCGGAAGAAACUAAGGGACACUGAUCUCAGGCUCAACCACAACCGUCUUUCGAUUCCCGGGAGGCAGAUAUCAACCGGGUUUCUCGAAUUUCUAACGGACGAAGAAAGACGGGAGCUGAAGAUUGGCGGGAAGAUCAAGCUGGCGUUUUUCUUGGACCCAGAUUUCCAAAUCGCUGCAUCAUCGUCAUCAUCAUCAUCAUCUCCCUCCGCCGAAGGAUGCAAACUGGGGAGAUGGAAAAUGAACUCGAGCGAAGUCUACAUUGUGAACGGCGGCGGGUGGAAAUGGCUGCUUAGGAAGAAUCAGCGGAAACUGUUGAAUUUGAGUCCGGGAGAUGAGAUGGAGUUGUGGGGAUUCAGAACUGUAAACUCAGGGGAGCUCUGUUUCGCAUUCAUCGCCGCCGACACGAGAAGAAGAGCUGCCGAGAAGGAAAUUAGGGAAAGUGGAAAUUCUGAUUGUGAUGAGAAGCCGGUAGAGCAAGAAUCUGCCGUGGCAGCCAUGGGAAGGACUGAGUAUGGAAGCAGUCAAAUGGACAGCAGCAGCAAUAGCAGCACUCUCACUCAUCAAGAGCAAGAAGAACAAGGACGACACCUUGUUCUUGAUCUGUCACUUAGAAUGUAG